Molecule: messenger RNA, 895 nt
Organism: Triticum urartu
Lineage: Eukaryota; Viridiplantae; Streptophyta; Magnoliopsida; Poales; Poaceae
Product: auxin-responsive protein IAA10
Biological process (GO): regulation of DNA-templated transcription
Cellular component (GO): nucleus
Source: RefSeq, a predicted model, not a curated record
CCGGACUCCUCCGUGUCCUCCUCCUCCCCCGCCGCGGCCAAGCCGGAGGAGGGCCCCGCGCCCGCCGCCUCGCCGGGGAUCCUCGCCUCCGGCCACCCUCAGAGCAGCUUUGGAGUGGUGGGAUGGCCACCAAUAAGAACAUUCAGGAUGAACAGCCUGUUCGGCCAGGCGAAAGACAAUGCCUCCGAUGCCGAAACCAAGAAGGCCGCCGCCGAUGAGUCCGGCUCACGGAAAGACAAGGAGGAGGGCGAGAAGAAGGGCCGGGUGCCUGGGUGGGUGAAGGUGAACAUGGAUGGGGAGGUCAUUGGGAGGAAGGUGGACCUCAACGCCCAUCGCUCCUACAAGACCCUUGCCUUGGCCCUUGAGAUCAUGUUCACCAAGCCAUCCGCCGGUCUUUGCGCCUCUAAUAGCACGAAGUCUCUGAAGCUGUUAGAAAACUCUUGUGAAUACCAGAUGACAUACGAAGACAGGGAUGGUGACUGGAUGCUUGUUGGAGAUGUCCCUUGGGAAAUGUUUGUUGGCUCCGUGAAGAGGCUAAGGAUCAUGAGGACAUCGGACGCCAGUGGUCUCGGGCCACAGUUUCAAGCCAACCACAGAACCGCGGCCUCGACAAGAGGGAGAUCAUGAGGGCAGCACUCAAGUGAAGAGUCAUAUAUCAUCAUCUCUGAUGAAGCUUCGUCCGAGCGAGCAGCCUGACGGCGCCGCUGGCGCAGCCGCUGUGAUUACUUGUGUGCCUAGUUGAGAUAGCAGGAGCUAAGAUGUGCUCCUGCCUGAUGGUGACUUCUUUCGAGCUAGUAUCUAUUCUUUUCCUGGCCCCCUUCAGUUCUAUCUACACUUGGUGAAGUGCUAGCAUAUGUGCUCUUUUUUCGUCAUAUAUGUUUUUUGUGCGACAGAA